This is a messenger RNA of Blepharisma stoltei, 1377 nucleotides long. The record is from the annotation of a GenBank genome assembly. Lineage: Eukaryota; Ciliophora; Heterotrichea; Heterotrichida; Blepharismidae.
AUGGGUUCAGCAUGCUGUGGACGAAAUUAUGAAGGUAGCUUAUAAUCAGGUAACGAACGAAUGCUGCUUAAGAGAAAACGAGGCUCGAGCGAGGACAUCUCAACGCUUCUAUCGCCACCUCCAGAACUAACAAAAAAUUACAUAGGACUUCCAAACCGCUUCGAGCAUCAAGGCAGUGCCUCUAUCUGUGUCGGUCUCGCAGGGAUCGAAAACCUAGGAAACACUUGCUACAUAAGCUCAGCCUUACAAUGUAUUUUGAACACUCAGCCACUAAUUGACUAUUUUCUUGCAGGAGUCCAUGAAGAUGAAAUUAAUCCAAAAUUCAGUGGCGAGCUUACCAGAAGCUUCGUAGAGCUAGCCAAAGCUCAAUGGCUGAGCGAAUACGAAAGUAUAGUACCACGGUAUUUAAUUAAUUUGGUAUGAGAAACUGCAGCACAGUUCGAGGCCGGAAAACAAAAUGACUGCCAUGAAUUCCUUUCGUAUUUUUUGGAUCAGAUACAUGAAGAGCUUAAUAGAGUAGCCAGACCAGGGACUCCAAGUGUAAUUGAAAAUAAUGGAGAAAAAGAUGAAAGGCAGGCUGCAAAAGCCUGACAUGAGUAUUUGUCUUAUAACUGCUCAGUUAUUGUAGACCUAUUUCAAGGGCAGCUGAAGUCGACGCUGAAAUGCAGUGAGUGUGGGUUUAUUUCAGCCACUUUUGACGUGUUUAUGUAUCUGUCAGUCCCAAUUGCGAAAAAAUCGUGCACUCUUGAAGACUGUUUGCUUGAGUUUACGAAGGAAGAAAUUUUAGAUGGGCCUGAAAAAUGGUUCUGUCCAUGCUGCAACCAAAAAUGCAAGGCGACCAAGAAGUUUGAUUUGUGGAAGCUGCCACCUGUUUUGAUUAUCCACCUUAAAAGGUUCAAAUAUAAUAAAUGCGAAAUUUCGAAGCUGGAAUCAUUUGUAAAGUAUCCAACAGCAAAUUUGAAUUUGACGAAAUAUAUAUUGUCAAAUCAAAAGGAGCCUCCAAAUUAUGAUCUUUUUGGGACAAUCAAUCAUUCAGGGACUAAUCAAAAUGGACAUUAUACAGCGACGUGCAAAAACAAGCAUGAUCAGAAAUGGUAUCAUUACGAUGAUGAAAAAACGAAGAGAGUUAAUUUAGAAGAAACGGUGACGAGGAACGCCUAUGUGCUGUUUUAUUUUAAAAAUUCAAUUGAUCAAUUUUUCACUCAGUCUUCUAGACUCCCAGAGUAUUGGCCUCAUAUACUGAGCAAGGAUAUCACUGUAAAUAACACUGAAAACGACGAGCAGCGGUCAUCAGGAUUGGCUACAGAUUUUCCAAACCAGACUGCUGAGCUUGGAAGUUUUAAUACAAUAGAUAAUCCAUUUGAUAAUAAUAUAUAA